Molecule: messenger RNA, 5690 nt
Organism: Heteronotia binoei (common prickly gecko)
Lineage: Eukaryota; Metazoa; Chordata; Lepidosauria; Squamata; Gekkonidae
Gene: RNF38
Product: ring finger protein 38
Exons: 12
Coding region: 16-1989 (657 amino acids)
Source: RefSeq, a predicted model, not a curated record
CUGAGCCCAGGCCGGAUGCCGGUGGCCGCCAACUCGCACCCCCGCGCGGCGCAGCAGCACCAGCAGCCGCCGCCCGACUGCCGCCCCUUCGCCGCCUCCGCCCGCCUGCGGGACCCUUCCAAGCCCGGGGCCGGCGGGGCCGAGGAGCGCACGGAGCCCCACCGCCACGGCCAGGCCGGCGGAGAGGCGGGCUGCGGCGCUGGAGGAGGCAGAACGGCGGCGGCUCCUUCCGGCGCCCCUGCUUCGCCACCCCCUCGGCAGCCUUUCCCCCCGCCACCCUCGCCGCCCCUCGAACCCCCCCGGACGCGCUCCCGGUCCCGCUCGGGCUUCUUCAGCCUCCUCGCCAUGAACGCCAACGCCACCGCGGCGGCCGCCGCGCACUUCCAGCCGCCGCCGCUCCCUCCUCCGCCAGCCCCACCGCAUCUCCAUGGGCCCAGCCUGGCCGAGCUGGGAGCCCGCAGCCAAGGCAGAGGGAGCCCCGCCGGGCACGGCCACCCGCGAGCCCCGCCGCCGGGAGCCAGGGCGCCCGCCCCAGGUGGUGUUAGUGCUUCCUUCUCGUGCCAGUUGAUCCAUCAAGACCACAUCUGUACUGAUGACAGUGACAAGAGUGAAGACAGCCCGAGUCCCAAGAGACAGCGCCUUUCUCAUUCAGUCUUUGACUACGCGGCGGCCUCACCAGCCCCAUCACCACCAAUGCGACCAUGGGAGAUGACAUCAAAUAGGCAGCCUCCUCCAGCUCGAUCAAGCCAACAUCACUUCUCAGGGGAACGAUGCAACACACCGGCACGCAACAGAAGAAGCCCGCCUGUUAGACGCCAGAGAGCAAGAAGAGAACGAUUGCCUCGACAUAAUUCCAUCAGUCAGGAUGAAAACUACCAUCUCCCCUAUGGACAGCAACAAGCAAUAGAAGAACCACGAGCCUUCCACCCACCGAAUGUAUCUCCCCGUAUGUUGCACCCAGCUGCUCAUCCACCACAGCAGAACGCAGUGAUGGUUGACAUUCAUGAACAGAUCCACCAGGGGACAGUCCCAGUAUCAUACACAGUGACCACAGUGGCACCACAUGGUAUUCCACUUUGCACAGGCCAGCACAUACCAGCUUGCAACACACAGCAAGUCCCAGGGUGUUCUGUGGUUUUCAGUGGGCAGCAUCUCCCUGUGUGCAGCGUGCCUCCCCCGAUGCUUCAGGCAUGUUCUGUUCAACACCUACCAGUUCCAUAUGCAGCAUUCCCACCCCUUAUUUCUAGCGAUCCGUUCCUUUUGCAUCCUCCACACCUCUCCCCGCAUCAUGCUCCCCACCUGCCACCUCCAGGCCAAUUUGUUCCGUUCCAAACACAACAGUCACGGUCGCCUCUUCAAAGGAUAGAAAAUGAAGUGGAGUUGCUUGGAGACCAUCUACCUGUGGGGGGCUUCACCUAUCCGCCUUCUGCCCAUCCACCAACAUUGCCUCCCUCGGCCCCUCUGCAAUUCUUAGCACAUGACCCUCUACACCAAGAGGUGUCCUUUGGAGUACCUUACCCACCCUUUAUGCCUCGAAGACUUACGGGACGCAACCGAUAUCGAUCCCAACAGCCCAUACCACCGCCUCCUUACCAUCCCAGCCUGUUGCCAUAUGUGCUAUCAAUGCUUCCAGUGCCACCUGCAGUUGGACCUGCCUUCAGUUUUGAGUUGGAUGUAGAAGAUGGGGAGGUGGAAAACUAUGAGGCACUGCUGAACUUGGCAGAAAGACUGGGAGAGGCCAAACCAAGAGGACUGACAAAAGCAGAUAUCGAGCAACUUCCAUCUUACAGGUUCAACCCAAACAACCACCAGUCAGAACAGACUCUGUGUGUAGUGUGCAUGUGUGAUUUUGAGUCCAGGCAGCUACUUAGAGUUUUGCCAUGCAACCACGAAUUCCAUGCCAAGUGUGUCGAUAAAUGGCUUAAGGCAAAUCGUACCUGCCCCAUCUGCAGAGCUGAUGCUUCAGAAGUACAUCGUGAUUCAGAAUGACCAGUCUAAGAGCACAAUUCUACUUUGGGUGUUCCUAGUCACAUGUGUAUAUAUAUAUAUAUAUGAACUCUCCAUUGAACUUAACCCGUGGCUUCCAGCCUUCCCUUUUACACAAAAAAAGGGUCAAUGGACCUUUCUUUGCACUGUGUGAUUUAAUCAACUAUAAAGCUUAUAAUUAGUCUUCACAAUUAUGGGAUUGUUAUACUAACUGUGUGAUUGGAACUCCAAAGAAUAUUUUUUUUUCUUCUAGCUUAAUUUCGUGUGUGCACUAACAUUCCCUGGUUUUUGUGUGAUCAUUCCGAGUGUUGCUGCGAGAUUACCGUGGAACGUGAUCUUCUAGCAUGUGCUUUUAUAAAAAAAAAUGGAGGGAAAAAAAAGAGGAAAAAAAUGUGGUAGCUCCAAACAAUAUAGCAAUCUACCUUAUAUAGAGCCUUCAGAUACUGUGAGUGGGAGUAAAUGGUGCGGGUGGGUGCGUUGAUCGCAGGGUGUCUGUGUGUAUGCCGGGCGCGCACGUAAAGUGCUUGAGCGGAAGUGUGUGAGAGGAAUUAUAUACCAGCAUGUACUGAGGAUGUAUGUGUGUAGUAUUAAUUAUGCUGCAAUGUAUAAUCUUUGUGUGUUAUUUAAACAGUACUAGUACUGUACACUGGUUUCUUUCCUUGCGUUUUGCAGUUGCGCACUGAAUGCUAAAGGGUGCAGCAAUUUAUAGGCGUUUAAUAUUUCAUCUCUCCCCCCCUCCUUCCCACCACUAUGUACUUAAUAGCAUAAAAAGGCCUCUGCUUUUAUUUCCAGACACUUAUUAUGCUUCCCAUCGAUUGGAGAUCUUGCCUCAUUUAUAGAGUCCAUUGAUUCCUCAGUUCUUACUAUAAGCGUUUAGUUAGCCUUGUUUCUUGACCACUGGAAUUUCCAAGUGUCAACAUCUUGCAGACUUACUGUUAACUUUGUAAGGGUUGCAGCAUUGCACAAUCAAGAAGCAAUAUUACUUAUCAGCUCAUUGUUGAAAGGAUUCUAGUCUUCUCUUCCUUUUUUUUAAAAAAAAAAAUCCUUCCAGCCAGUAUUGGUUCUUUUUAGUUGAUGUUUGAAACUGGGUUUUUAUUUUAGAUACUGAAGAUGCUCCGGUUCAGCAUUCCCCCCCCCCCUUCCUGGUUACUGUUUAUCUGUGGAAACAGGAUCUUGAGAAGUCUUGUGCAAAUGCUCCUUGUAUUGUUAGCCACCUGCUAAAAUCAGAAUUUAGCUUAUGGCACUAAAAACCACAUUCCUCAUCAUAUGUAAAAAGCCUUACCUACAGUUAAAAUAACUUUAAACUUAUCAAUCUUAAAAGCAUACGACCUCAUGAACAAUUCUUAGCACUUUGUUAGAGGUAGAAUGUGUGGGUUCCCCCCUCCCCCGCCUCCAAUGGUAACCAUGUUAAUACUUUGCUCUUUACCACCAGGCUAAAAUGCUGUUUCAUCUCGCCCAGUUUGGUAGAGGGGAUUUGUUUGAUUUUUUUUCCCUUUGAGACUUUCUCUGUGUCAUAUAGCUAGAGUGAAGAAUAUUCAUGUUCAGGAAUGGGCUGGUAUACAAAAUCAAGGAAAUAAUAAUAAAUAAAUGCUGUGAACUUGGAGUUGAUCUCCUUUCAACUGCCUUCUCAAUAAUGUCGUAUUGAGGAAACAAAAAAAAAUUGGCAUCAUUUUAACAUUUCAGAGUGUUAGUGCUUUUAGUGAUUUUUUUAAAAAAUAUGUAAAUGUCUACAAAUGGCAUUUGUAUCCAAGAGGUGCACAUUUAAUUUUUGGGAUCCUCUUGUUUUUCUCCUGUGUUCCCACACCACGACUUUUUGGUUGCAACAGCACAAAUGCCGCAGCUGGCAGUCUUUGCUACUCUGCCAAUUCUGUGUCCUUUCCCAAUGCUUUUUGUGUAUGCUGCUAUUUGUUAAGUCUGUUUGUUCCUCCUGAACAGUGUUUGGUGGUUCUGUGUGCUGAAUCACCCUUCUUUCAGAAGGACCUGCUGAUCAGUCGCAGCUUGUGGUUCCGCAGAAAUUUUUUAAAAGCACAAUUUUUUUCCUCCCUCGUUUCAGAUAACCGUUUGCCUCUGUUUAGUAGCUGGGACACCUCACUUCUUUCCGUAGUGUUAACGUACGCCAGAACACUAACCAAGCAAACCGUUUUAAUAUACUGUGUAUGACGGAUUUACAAACAUCACCAUUUCCCCUCAGUGCGUUCCAAGGAAUUGUCUCGACAUGUCAAAAGCAGGUUAAAUUGCACAUAGGAAACUUUAUUUUUUUAAGCAAACAAAAUCAUGGGUUUGGGAUAUUGGGUGGGAGGGAAGGGUAUGCCACACAUGUUUUACAAUACUUUGGGUCUUUUUAUAUUGCUUGGGGGGGAGGCGGGAGAUUUUUACCUGUACAAAUCUUAAUUCUAACAGUACCCACUCAGUGUCUUCUUCGUUAAAAGCAUGGAAAUAAGGCACUUUCUCUAACAAAUUGACAAGGCACAUAAUACCCUGGUCUGAGCAGAAGGUUCUUAGCCCCAAACUAGGACCCAUCUGUCUUGCAGUGUAACAUCUGCCCCUAGAUUUCCCAGUGUCAAUUGAAGCAGAGGCAGUUGGUGGGAGAAGUAGGGCAGCAGUAGGGGUUAAUUUGGUAAUCUACUGAACCUGAUCGUUGCACUCCUGUGGCCGAUCUCUUCUUUGACUGACUUUUCUUUGUGUGGGAUUCUUGCCAAUGUGUGCAGAACUGCUUCCUGUGGUUUUAAGUGUGUUUUUUUAUAAGAUGCACGUAUGCACGCAUGUGUUCUGAACCAGCUCAGGCUGGCUGUGAUGAAAUUCCGAAAUAGUUGCUGCUGGCGGAAGAGCGAAGGGGAUUCAUGCUCAGCUGUUAACUGCCAUGUGUUAUAUGCACAUCUCUUGUGUGUAAUUCCACAGUCCUCAAUGGUGCCUGAUAGCACCAGGUUGCAUUGGGUUGCCUGUCCUCUCCCCCUCCCCCACCUCUCCUGCUAAAGGAAGAAAAAAGAAGUUGGCGUUAUCAUGUUAGCACUGCUGAUGAGGGGGUUUUUGGCACAAGUUGUCAACUUAAUUUAACUUUUCCUCUGGCUUUUUAGAAUAAAUGGGUAUAUACAGGCCUUGUGGAUAUUUCUAAGGUCUCACUUUGUGGCUUUCUUUACAGAUUAUUAUUUUGUGCAAAGUAAUUUUCUUUUGUAUAAGGUUUUUUUGUACAGUCUUCAGAAUGUGAUUUUUUUUUUUUGGUCGCAGCUGUUAACCUUUACACCUAUUGUAAUAUUUGGGAUUUACCGACUUUUUAAAUUUGCUUUAUGAGAUCAUGUUACCAACUCUGCUAGGCCUUUCAAAGAGAACUGUAGUUCUCUCUCUGCCCCCUCUACCCCCACACCCCCGGUACCUUCAGUUACCUCAUUUUGCUAUUUUGUGUUGCAGAUUUGCUAAUGAUUAUGAAAGUUUAUGGGUUUUGUUAGAAUCAUAUUUGUCAAGUGUUUUCUUUUAAAAAUCAUACCCCAUUGUAUCAUUUAACAUGUAGUUUUAAAUGUAUUAUAAAUAUCUGUAACCAAAUCAUUUGAAGGCUUGAUAAAUUUUUAACAAAAUUUGUACAUUUUUUAUGAGAGUUACUAGUAAUGCUUUACUAAGUAGUGCAAUGAAUUUUUAUUUUUAAUCCUUGUGCCCAAUUUUGGAGUUGAGAGGGUUGUUCAGUAAUAAAUGUAUGAUGUACACUUAUACAA